Molecule: messenger RNA, 1479 nt
Organism: Rhea pennata
Lineage: Eukaryota; Metazoa; Chordata; Aves; Rheiformes; Rheidae
Product: carbonic anhydrase 3-like
Exons: 7
Coding region: 39-827 (262 amino acids)
Cellular component (GO): cytosol
Molecular function (GO): carbonate dehydratase activity; zinc ion binding
Source: RefSeq, a predicted model, not a curated record
CCGGUGAAAAGAGGUGCCGAGGCGCGGGUAGAAAGACCAUGGCCCAGUCCCUGUGGGGCUACGACAGCGACAACGGACCUGAGCGCUGGCAUGAAAACUACCCUCUUGCCAAAGGAGACAAACAGUCGCCCAUUGAAAUCAACAGCAAGGAAGUGCGGCAUGACUCAUCUCUCCCACCCUGGCAUGCUAGUUAUGAUCCUGGUGCCGCUAAAACCAUCCUGAACAACGGACGGACUUGCAGAGUUGUCUUUGAUGACAGUUUCGAUAGAUCAGUGCUGAGAGGUGGGCCACUCUCAGGAGCCUACAGGCUGCGUCAGCUUCACUUGCAUUGGGGUUCCUCUGAUGACCAUGGCUCAGAACAUGUUAUAGAUGGGGUGAAAUAUGCAGCAGAGUUACAUAUGGUCCACUGGAAUCCAAAACAUGGUAAUUUUGCAGGAGCUUUGAAACAACCUGAUGGUGUGGCUGUUGUAGGCAUUUUUCUGAAAGUUGGAACAACUCCUAAACCAGAGAUGAAGAGAAUUCUUGAAGAAAUUGAUAAGAUUAAGACCAAGGGGAAAGAGGCUCCUUUUCAGCACUUUGAUCCAUCAAUUCUUUUCCCCAAAUCUCGGGACUACUGGACCUACCAUGGCUCAUUCACUACACCCCCUUGUGAAGAGUGCAUCACUUGGAUUCUCUUGAGGGAGCCCAUUGAAGUCAGCGCAGACCAGAUGGCAAAGUUCCGUAGCCUUUCCAAGAACCCUGAGAAUGAACCUGUGAUCCCGCUGGUUGAUAACUGGCGUCCGCCUCAGCCUGUGAAGGGCAGGAUGGUGAGAGCCUCAUUCAAGUAAAUCUCCUGCUGAACCUGAGUGAGAAAAUCCCUGCAUCCCAAAGCAUAGUUAGCUUUUGCCUUCUACUGCUUUUUCUCUGGAUCUAGUUCUGUGUUUCUGAGCCUGAAAUCUGUGUGGUGAAACAUGACAGAUAACUGAAUUUGAUUUUUAAAGCAGAAAAAAUACUGUAUAGAAGUACUAACCUUAAUGUGGAAAUGCAGGAUAUGUGAUUCUUCAUCACAAAUACUUCAGCAUUUGUGAUAAUGUUACUUCUCUGCCAUAUGAUUUUGAAAAAAAUAGGCUCAGUUUCAAUAUUUCAAAUAAAUUUCAAAGGAAAUGUAGUAAAGGCAGACAAAUGAACCAGUAGUUAGGAAGGUAGAUUAACAGUGGAUCAACAAUGUAUGAGCACAAGGUUAAGUGCCUGUCCCUACAGCAUCUUUAGUAGUGAUCUUCCUCAGAUAUCCCAUCAUGAACAUCUGAAGAAUAAAUUCACCUUUAACAAACCACCUUUCUUUCUUGCUCUUGCGCAUAGCUUGUUAUCUAAGAUUUGUAUUCUGGAGAUACAAUCAGGCAUUCUCAGCUUCUGUGUGUGAAGAAGAAAAAAGAGACUUUGUUUUCAUUUCUGCAUUUGCUGUCUUUGCCAUCUUUAGCUGUUGCUCAUUCAACUUGUUCC